AUGGCCGCCACCCCGCCGGGCCCGGCGCCGCCGCGCAUCCUCCUCGCCGGCGACGCCCACGGCCGACUCCACCAGCUCUUCAAGCGCGUCAAAUCGGUAGCUACCCCCUCCACCUACCAUUCUCUAUUCCUCCUCUCGCUGGUGCCGCCGGUGAACCAGUCGACGGGGCCGUUCCACGCGCUGCUCUGCGUGGGGCAGUUCUUCUCCCCCGAGGGAGAUGCCGAGGGCGCACCGGGGGACGUCGCCGACUACAUCGAGGGGCGCGCUUCCGUGCCCAUCCCGACCUACUUCACCGGCGACUACGGCCCCUCGGCGCCGCGGCUGCUGUCGAAGGCCGCCGCUGGCGCUCGCGGGUUCGCACCCGGCGGCAUCGAGAUAUGCCCCAACCUCUUCUGGCUCAGGGGAAGCAACCGCUUCACCCUCCAUGGUUUGUCGGUGGUUUAUUUGUCAGGGAGGAAGGGACUAGGAGGGCCUGGCUGCUACAGCCAGGAUGAUGUGGAUGCCCUGCGGGCUCUUGCAGAAGAGCCAGGGAUUGUUUUGGGUCCUAAUGGGUAUGACCCUAUUGUUGCUGAAUUGGUUGCUGAGAUUAAGCCAAGAUAUCACAUUGCUGGUACUAAAGGUGUCUUUUAUUCAAGGGAACCAUAUGUCAAUGAUUCUGCUGCGCAUGUUACCCGCUUUAUUGGACUUGCUAAUGUUGGAAACAAAGAGAAGCAGAAAUUUAUUCAUGCGAUUUACUUACUCCAGCAUCUGUCAUGUCCAGUGCUGAUAUCCAUGCGAAGCCUCCAAAUGCUACUUUGUCACCAUAUGUUGGUCCAUCAAAAUCAGUUCCUAUUGAAGAAGCUCCAAAACGUCCAGCUGAGAACAUUGAUUCGCAAUACUGGCGUUAUGAUGUCAAGCGGCAAAGGCAUGGUGAAAGCUGAUGGGGGUGGAUUGUGUUUCAAAUUUACAUCCUCAGGAUCCUGUCAACGAGGGAGUAAAUGCAAUUAUAGGCAUGAUGAGGAGGCAGUGGAGCAUUAUCAGAGAAAUGUCUGUUUUGAUUUUCUAAACAAAGGGAAAUGUGAGAAGGGCCCAGAGUGCAAUGAAAGAAGACGUGUGGAGAGCAGUUGCUGGUUCUGCUUGUCGAGUCCGGAUGUUGAGUCACAUCUUGUCAUUAGCAUCGGAGAAGGUUACUACUGCACACUUGCAAAGGGGCCACUUGUUCCAAAUCAUGUUCUAAUGAUUCCCGUCGAACACUGCCCCAGUACAUUGAUGAUGCCUCCAGAAGCAGAGGCAGAACUUGGGAGAUAUAAGAUUGCUCUGGACGGUGCAAAAACAGCUAGAGAAUCAUUGAUGUCUCAGUGCGAAAGCAAAUCAGGCCUGUUUUAUGUUGAGCUCCCGGAAGGUAGAAUUCUCUUGCACAUGGUCGACAGUAACGAGAAGUUCCCUGUGCAGUUUGGACGCGAGGUUUUAGCAGGAUUGCUAAGCAUGGCAGAUCGCGCAGAUUGGAGGAACUGCAAGAUUUCAAAGGAAGAGGAGAUUGAAAUGGUGGACGAUUUCAAACAAGGUUUCCGCGAAUUUGAUCCCGCAGAGUGA
Messenger RNA from Miscanthus lutarioriparius, 1572 nucleotides. NCBI's taxonomy places the organism in Eukaryota, Viridiplantae, Streptophyta, Magnoliopsida, Poales, Poaceae. The record is from the annotation of a GenBank genome assembly.